Molecule: messenger RNA, 2156 nt
Organism: Phragmites australis (common reed)
Lineage: Eukaryota; Viridiplantae; Streptophyta; Magnoliopsida; Poales; Poaceae
Product: glucan endo-1,3-beta-glucosidase 3-like
Exons: 3
Coding region: 250-1752 (500 amino acids)
Biological process (GO): carbohydrate metabolic process
Cellular component (GO): plasma membrane
Molecular function (GO): hydrolase activity, hydrolyzing O-glycosyl compounds
Source: RefSeq, a predicted model, not a curated record
ACACCUCUCGCUCCACUUCCUUUCACUUCUUUUCCAUCUCUUCAAUCUCUCUUCUUCCCCCUUCCAGUUCCUGGCUUGCUCUUCUCGGCAUCCACCACCCCGUAUCGUGUGGUUCAGGCAGUUUGGAGGUUGCAGUAAAGGCGGUAGGCGCUUUGCUUCUUACCCGUUGGAGAGAGAUCAGUAGGCGAAGAGAGAGAAAGAUCGAAGAGACAGGGAGGCUGCAAGUUCCUUUGCUUUUCUUGCGGCAACAUGAAGAAGCUGGUCUUCUUCUUCUUACUCCUGCUGCUGGCCGUCUCAGCGGUCCACGGUGAAGAUGGUGCAUUCAUCGGCGUGAACAUUGGCACGACCAUGUCAUCGGUGCCGUCUCCGACGCAGAUCACGACGCUGCUCCGCUCGCAGAACAUCCGCCACGUCCGCCUCUACGACGCCGACCCGGCGAUGCUCGCGGCGCUCGCCAACACCGGCAUCCGCGUCAUCGUCUCCGUCCCCAACGAGCAGCUGCUCGCCAUCGGCAACUCCAACGCCACGGCGGCCAACUGGGUCGCGCGCAACGUGGCUGCGCACUACCCGGGCGUGAACAUCACGGCCAUUGCCGUCGGCUCCGAGGUGCUCUCCACGGUGCCCAAUGCCGCGCCGCUGCUCAUGCCCGCCAUGCGGUACCUCCAGAACGCGCUGGUGGCCGCGGCGCUCGACCGGUACAUCAAGAUCUCGACGCCGCACUCGUCGUCCAUCAUCCUCGACUCGUUCCCGCCGUCCCAGGCCUUCUUCAACCGGUCGCUGGACAACGUGCUCGUGCCGAUGCUCAAGUUCUUGCAGUCCACGGGAUCGCCGCUCAUGCUCAACGUGUACCCGUACUACGACUACAUGCGCUCCAACGGCGUCAUCCCACUGGACUACUCGCUGUUCCGGCCGCUACCGCCGAACAAGGAGGCGGUGGACGCUAACACCCUGCUGCACUACACCAACGUCUUUGACGCCGUCGUGGACGCCGCCUACUUCGCCAUGGCGUACCUCAACGUCACCAACGUGCCGGUCAUGGUGACGGAGACCGGGUGGCCGCACAAGGGCGACCCCUCCUCCGAGCCCGACGCCACGUCCGACAACGCCAACACGUACAACAGCAACCUCAUCCGGCACGUGAUGAACAGCACCGGCACGCCGAAGCACCCCGGAGUGGCCGUGCCGACGUACAUCUACGAGCUGUACGACGAGGACGCGCGGCCCGGGUCGACGUCGGAGAAGUACUGGGGGCUGUUCGACAUGAACGGCAUCCCGGCGUACACCCUGCACCUGACGGGAUCCGGCGUGCUGCUCGCCAACGACACGACGAACCAGACCUACUGCGUGGCGCGGGAUGGCGCGGACUCGAAGAUGCUGCAGGCGGCGCUGGACUGGGCCUGCGGCCCGGGGAAGGUGGACUGCUCCCUGCUGAUGCAGGGGCAGCCGUGCUACGACCCGGACACCGUGGAGGCGCAUGCGACGUACGCCUUCAACGCGUACUACCACGGCAUGGGGAUGGGCUCCGGGACGUGUUACUUCAGCGGCGUUGCUAUGAUCACGACGACCGACCCAAGUCAUGGGUCGUGUGUUUAUGCUGGAAAGAACGGGACAUCGUUGCUGAACGGCACGUCGCUGGCGCCGUCGUCCAACUCCACGGCGGGGGAUUCCGGCGCGCACCGGGCGAUCGGCGACGUCUCGUCACUCGUCCGGAUCGUCGUCGCCGCGCUGCUCUUGAGCGUCCUUCUGUUGUAGGUAGUAGUUCGUAGUAGGCAGGCAGUCAUGCAGACUUGCAGAGGAGUUGGGUAUGGGUAUUCGUGAGGGAUUCUUUUUGCUGUCAAGUGGGAUUGGCCUCGGUGCUAGGUGGAGAUCAUUGUCAAUGCGAAUGGAACGGGAUGUGCUUCUGCUGCUCUAGGAUCAUCUUGCUGGGCUUCUCUCUGGUAUUGUUUCGGGACAGGAAUUGGUUUGCUGCCCAGGCAUUAGCCCGUUCUGCUGGUUGGUUGGAUGUGAUGAAUGAACUGGAGAUGUUGGGGGUUCAGUAGAUUGUAUUUUUCAACAAUUUGUUCAUAUGUUCUACCGGAACUCAAUCAGAUGUUACGCUGUGCUGCCCCCUACGCUCAAGGGUGCUUUUGAUCAGAAACUCCGCUUCCUUCAAUUUA